Nomia melanderi (Alkali bee) is the source of this 3776-nucleotide messenger RNA. It is a transcript of the gene PolD1, whose product is annotated as DNA polymerase delta 1, catalytic subunit. NCBI's taxonomy places the organism in Eukaryota, Metazoa, Arthropoda, Insecta, Hymenoptera, Halictidae. Gene Ontology annotation, molecular function: DNA-directed DNA polymerase activity; nucleotide binding; DNA binding. The record is from RefSeq and is a predicted model, not a curated record. Gene Ontology annotation, biological process: base-excision repair, gap-filling; DNA replication proofreading; nucleotide-excision repair, DNA gap filling. Gene Ontology annotation, cellular component: delta DNA polymerase complex.
UUUCAUUUUAGAGCGCAGGAGUUAAAUAUUAAAAUACUUUUCGCGCCAUUAUUGCAGGAUUUACUCGUAACGUGCUUAAGUUAAUUAUUGUCGUAUGACUUGUGUAACAUUGGGAAUUUGACACGACAAAAUGAAUAGGAAAACGUUCGCUGGCCCGUCCGCUGCGAAAAAGACGAAAUUCCGAAACGAUGAUGAUGAUGAUGAUUUUGGUGGAACAUUUGAAAAUGAUUUGGCCAACAUGGAUGAGAUGGAUGAUGAGUUUGGAGAAGUAUCACAUAUUCUUGAAGAGCCAGCUGUGGUACAAUUAAAUAAUGAACCAAAAGCAGGUCCUGAACAAGAAAAUACAUCUGCAAAGUGGAGUAGACCACCUCCACCAGAAUUCAAUCCACAAAAGGAUUCAUUAAUUUUUCAACAAAUAGAGAUUGACCAUUAUACAGGUACACCAUUGGCUGGAAUGCCAGGCAGCAAAAUGGGCCCUGUAUCAAUAAUGAGGAUGUAUGGUAUCACAGAACUAGGAAACUCUGUUUGUUGUCAUGUUCAUGGAUUCUGCCCAUAUUUGUAUGUUUCUGCACCUAACAAUUUUACAGAAGCUCAUUGCAAACCCUUUAAGGAUGCACUCGACAAAGCUGUACUGAAAGAUAUGAGAUCGAAUCCAGACAAUGUUCAAGCAGCUAUUCUAGCUGUUGAACGAGUGUACAGGCAAAAUAUGUACGGUUUCACAGGAAAUACCAAAUCAUUAUUUUUAAAAAUUACAGUGGCUUUACCAAAAUUAAUAGCGCCUUGUAAACGAUUACUCGAGAAGGAAGUCAUCUAUUCUGAAUUAAAUCAUACGUACAGUGCCUUUGAAAGCAACAUUGAUUUUGAUAUUAGAUUUAUGGUCGAUACAUCAGUGGUAGGAUGUUCAUGGAUAGAAUUGCCUCCAAAAAGUUGGAAAUUACGUGGUCAUCAGGGACAUAAUUUGCCACUGACUACAAGAUGUCAGUUAGAGGUGGAUGUUGCAUGGGAUGCUUUCAUUGCUCAUGAACCAGAGGGUGAAUGGUCGAAAGUUGCUCCAUUUAGAAUACUCAGUUUUGAUAUCGAAUGCGCUGGACGCAAAGGAAUCUUCCCUGAGCCAAAUCAUGAUCCCGUUAUACAAAUCGCUAACAUGGUAAUAAGGCAAGGAGAACCAGAACCUUUCCUGCGAAAUAUUUUUACACUUGAUGUAUGUGCACCUAUUGUUGGUUCCCAAGUUUUAAGUUUUGAAAAAGAGAGCACAAUGUUGGAGAAAUGGUCUGACUUCGUAAGACAGUUAGAUCCUGAUAUUUUUACAGGAUAUAACAUAAACAAUUUCGAUUUCCCUUAUCUCAUUAAUCGGGCUCAACACUUGAAUGUGAAAAAUUUUAAUUUCCUUGGUCGAAUAAAGAACAUAAAGUCGGUAAUUAAGACUCAGAUGCUUCAGAGUAAGCAAAUGGGUCGACGUGAAAAUAAGUCGAUUAAUUUUGAAGGAAGAGUUCCUUUCGAUUUAUUAUUGGUGCUGGUCAGAGAUUACAAAUUAAGAUCAUACACGUUGAAUGCAGUCUCUUACCACUUUCUACAAGAACAGAAGGAAGAUGUUCAUCACAGUAUAAUCACAGAUUUACAAAACGGCAAUCCACAGACACGUCGAAGGCUUGCUGUUUAUUGUUUAAAGGAUGCAUACUUGCCUUUGAGAUUAUUGGAUAAAUUGAUGUGUAUCAUCAUUUAUAUGGAAAUGGCAAGAGUCACCGGAGUUUCCAUUUAUAGUUUACUAACCAGAGGACAACAGAUCAAAGUAGUUUCUCAGAUACUGAGAAAGAUUAAAGAGAAAGAUUACUUAAUGCCAGUUCACCAUGGCCAAAGCAGCGAGGAACAGUUUGAGGGUGCAACAGUUAUAGAGCCAAAGCGUGGCUAUUAUAAUGAUCCCAUAGCUACUCUGGAUUUCAGUUCCCUAUAUCCCAGUAUUAUUAUGGCGCACAAUUUGUGCUACACGACCCUGAUGAAUGCGGAGAGACAAGCGAAAUAUAAAGUUAAUGCCAAUGACAUAACAAAAACACCAAGUAAUUCCUCAUUCGUCAAGGCCAAUGUCAGAAAAGGAUUGCUUCCUGAAAUUUUGGAGCAUCUCUUAUCAGCCAGGAAGAAGGCUAAAGCUGAACUAAAGAAAGAAACUGAUCCAUUGAAGCAGAAAGUCCUAGAUGGUAGACAGUACGCUUUGAAAGUCUCAGCAAACUCUGUGUACGGUUUCACCGGUGCACAAAUGGGGAAGUUACCUUGUUUAGAAAUAUCUGCUAGCGUCACUGCCUACGGGCGAAUGAUGAUAGAGCACACAAAGCGGGAGGUGGAGCAACAAUAUUGUGUAGCAAACGGAUACAAAAAUGAUGCUAUAGUCAUAUACGGAGACACUGAUUCUGUGAUGAUCAAAUUUGGCGUGAAGACACUGGAAGAGGCUAUGGAGCUCGGAAGGGAAGCUGCAGAGUUUGUGACGUCCAAGUUCCUGAAACCCAUAAAGUUAGAAUUUGAGAAAGUCUACUUCCCGUACUUGUUAAUUAACAAGAAACGAUACGCUGGCCUGUAUUUCACGAAGCCUGACAAAUACGACAAAAUGGACUGCAAGGGCCUUGAAACUGUCAGGAGAGACAACUGCCCUUUAGUAGCAAACAUGAUGAACACCUGUUUACAGAAGUUACUCAUCGAUAGGAAUCCCAAAGACGCCGUGGAUUAUGCGAAACAAAUCAUAAGUGACCUCCUACGGAAUCGCAUCGACAUAUCUCAGUUAGUGGUCACAAAGGAAUUAACUAAAACCGAUUACGCGGCGAAACAAGCGCACGUCGAGCUAGCCGCGAAAAUGAAGAAACGGGACGCGGGAACCGCGCCGAAACUCGGCGACAGAGUUCCGUACGUGUUCAUAAGAGCAGCGAAAGGAACUCCAGCCUACCAGAAAGCAGAGGAUCCAAUCUAUGUGCUGGAAAACAAUAUUCCCAUAGACACGAAUUAUUAUUUAGAGAACCAACUGUCGAAACCUCUCGUGCGUAUCUUCGAGCCGAUACUUGGCGACAAAGCUGAGUCGCUUCUUCUGAAAGGAGACCAUACGCGCACGAAGUCGGUGGCCACGUCCAGAGUCGGUGCUCUGUCUGCCUUCACUCGUAAGAAGGAAGUUUGCUUAGGUUGCAAAGCUGUUCUAACGCCGGAGCGAGAAAAAAUGGCUCUGUGCAAAUACUGCGAACCCAGAGAGGCAGAGUUCUAUCAGACUGAAUUAUAUCUUGGCAGACAACUGGAGGAGAAAUUCUGCAGGUUGUGGACCGAGUGCCAGAGGUGUCAGGGGAGUCUUCAUCAGGAAGUAUUGUGCACAAGUCGUGACUGUCCUAUAUUCUAUAUGAGAAAGAAAGUACAAAUGGAAUUAGAUACUCAAAUGAAACGUGUCGAGAGAUUCGGAGUUCCAGAGUGGUAAUGUUGCAGAUGUCAGAAGACAUGUUGCACAGGGCAUCUAAUCCAAGGGCCUGAUGAACCUCUGCAACGCUUAAACAACCAGUCAUAUCUUGCUUGUUUGCUAGGACUACCAGGAUGGCACCUUGCAAUUCUUCCUCCUAAAAGAUAAAUACGAGUAUAAAUUUUUUACACGACUACAAUAAUUUUAAUUCACUAGUUUAUAAAAAAUUUAGUAAGAAAACAUGUAGCAUUUCGUAUUUAAACUGUGAUGAUCAUACAUUGUUAUUUAUUACAUUGUUAUAAAUCUAGUUAAUAAUUUUACAUUGGUAUUAAAAAAGUACUUACUCUCAACAUGU